AUGGACGAUCACGACAUGUCUGAAGAAGAUGAAAGUUUUUACUCCGAUGCUCAUUCGUAUCGAGAAGAGCAUGAUAUUCUCCAUGAGCACGAUGAAGGGGACAAUGACGAAGAAGAAGACUACGGUAUGACCAGUACUGAUAAUGGUGAUGGUAUUGAUGACGACGAAGAUGAAAGUGAUGGAGAAAAUGAAAGCCAUGAUGGCGACGAUGAACAUAACGAUGACCAUGUUAGUGGAAGAUACGCCAACUUACAAUCAGCCUUAGAUAGAAUUAGCCAAUUAAGAGCUGACGCUCAAGGAAACCCUGACACACCAAACAAUAGCCAAUUUGGUAUGUUCCCAGAAUUGCUUUCCAUGUUAAGAGAAGGCGGAAUCAGUAAUUUGAAUGGGGGAGGUGCGGAUGAGGAAAAAUCAAGACUUGAUAAGCUGAUUGAGAACGUUACUAAUGCUAACGAUGAUCCAUAUUUUGCCAUGGAAAGCUUGAGAGAAAUAUCAGAGAAUUUACUAAUGACCAACCAAUUUGUAUUGGAUAGGACAUUGUCCGUGAAGAAAUUAUUAAGAAGUAUCAUAGGUGUGUUAGACAGCCCCAUUCUACAAGGUGAAUUAGAACUGCAAAUGCAGGCUUGCAGAUGUCUUUAUAAUCUGUUUGAAAUCAAUCCCGAUACAGUUAGCAUGGCUGUCCACCAAGAUAUUAUCCCAAUUCUGCAAAAUAAACUACUGGAAAUUAACUUUAUAGAUUUGGCAGAACAAGUUCUAGAGACCUUAGAAUUUAUUUCAAGAGUUCAUGGUAGAGAUAUUCUACUUUCGGGAAAGCUAUCUCAUUAUAUUCAGUAUUUCGAUUUCUUCACUAUCCAUGCUCAAAGGAAAGCCAUUGCCAUCGUUUCAAAUGCUUGCUGCCGUGUCAAAUUGAAUGAUUUCCCUACAGUUCAGGACGUAUUCUUGUCGUUAAACAAUAUUUUCGUCAAUACAGCGGAUGAGGAUAUUAUAACUAAAAUUCUAAAUAUAGUCUAUGCUGCAGCCGGGCAAUUCACGAAGGAUUCAAUGUUAGAUGAUUUAUUUACAGAGAAUAUCUUGAACCACUUGAUCCAAAUGAUAUCUGGUACUGAUACAACUCUCCAGAACAAAUUGAAAUGUAUAGAUAUUUUAUCUCAAUCGGCGUUAGUUAGUGGGAAACUAGCAAGAGCACUUAUUGAAGUUCAAGAUCUUUGUCCCAUGUUUGAAAAUUGUUUCAAUGAAUACAAGAAAACACCUAAUACCCCAUUGCAUGAGAUUUUAAUGUUUGUUCCUAAAAGCUUAUUAAAAAGUGUAGCCAGAUUACUGGUGUCAUUGUUCCCAGCUGAAAAAGAUCAAGUAUUGUCUGAAUGUGAUCAUAAAAAGAUAAUACCCUUAGAUAACGAAGAAAAACUGAACCUACUUCUGAAGAAUACGACUCCUUUGCUGGUUGAAAUCUAUAUCAAUACGGUUGAUUUCGAUGUUAGAAGAUAUGUUCUAAUCGCGUUGGCGAGAGUUGUUUCAUGUAUGAAUAAAUCCACGGCCGCUGAUGUCUGUAAAUAUCUCGUUAGGCUAAUUGGCUCAGUUUUAGCACAAGUUGAACCGUCCUUAAGGAACGAUGAAUCCAACUCUAUUGAGAUAAAUAGUUCAUUAAUAGGAGUUGUUUCUAUUUUACAAAUAGUUGUUACCGAUUUUUCUGACAUCUAUCUAUCACAAGUUAAAAGAGAAGGUGUCGUUGAAUUGGUCAAUAAAAUUGCCAACCAUUUUAGAAAGAUUAAUAAUUGUACAGAUGAGAAUUCAAGAACAAGUGUUAAUGACCAUGAUAUAGAAAGUGCCGGCGAAAUACCUCCUAAGGAAAAUCUUGAUGGUAGGGGACAUUCUGAGAGCGAAGAGGAUGGAGAUGGCGAAGAAGAAGAAGAAGAAGAUGAUGAAUAUGAUCAUCAUGGAUUCGGUUUGGGAUUCAGUGAUGGAGAUAUUCCAGAUUCCGUUAAACCAAAGAAAUUGAAAUUCAACAUCUGUAAAAAAUUAGCACUCAAUAAUCUCGAAGCUAAGACAUGCCAAAUAACGGAAGAUUUAUUAUCUAUUUUUGGUACCGCUCAAAAGGUCCAACUGAAUGAGUUGAAAGAUAUUGAAAAGUUAGUCACUGAACUUCAUUCAUUAGAUAUACACUUUAAUUGUACUAAAGACGAAGAUUGGCUCCAGUUUUGGACAACGUUACAAAAUCAUAUUUUCUGUGGGAGUUUCGAACUUUCUGGAUUUGAGCUAGUUUCAACAGGCCUGGCCUCAGCUUUGUCUGAGUUUUUAAGUAGAUAUGAGGAUUGGUUAAGUGUGUCUCAUAGAGCUUUCAACAAAGUAUUUGGAGAAAAUAAUUUCAAGAAGUUCGUUGGAAUUUUGCAUGCAGCUUUGAACAGAGUGGAAUCAUUUAAUAUUUUAGAAUGUGGUUUACAAGGAGAAGAAAGUGGUGUUGCAUCAUUAAGUAAACAAAUACGGAUUACCUUACAAUAUGAAGGACCUGUUAUAAACGGCCUUGACUCUUCGUUUACUUCUCCAACAGUUUCGAUACAUAGUAUCUCUUCAUUUGCUACCCUGAAUGAAUUCCUAAGACAUCGUUUUGCGAGAGCACAAUUUUUGAAUACAAUCAUUCCGAAUGUGGCCAAUUCUGAAGAAGCCACUUCUUCUACAAAUGACUUUGAAGGUCUUAAAAACUUGAGUUUUGAAUUCAGUUAUAAUAAUGCAGACAUAGCGAUGACGGAUACUAUCUUUGGGGCAAUUGCUAAAGGGUUGAAGAAAGAAAACAAAGACAUUGCAGAUAUGUGGAAACAGGCGCCAAGUAUUAUAUAUAGAAAAAACGAAACAGCAAGUUCAGUAUCAAGGUCAGAGGAAGAAGAAGAAGGACGGGAACAAGAGAGAUGUUUAGCAAUAAUAUAUUCUGAUAGAACUAUGGUUGACUCCAAAUCUACUGAAUUAAAAUCGUCUCAUCAUGUGUUAACACUAUUGAAGUUUGCCAAACAAGACAACUCCGAACAUGAUAUUUUCAUUAAUUCGAAAAUUAGUGCCAAGUUAUCAAGACAAUUAGAUGAGCCAUUAAUUGUAGCUAGUGGAAUAUUACCAGAUUGGACAUUACAAUUGACUAGAGAAUAUUCCUUUCUUUUCCCAAUUUCGACAAGGCUAUUAUUCUUACGUUGUACGUCUUUUGGUUACGCAAGAUUAAUUGAAUUUUGGAAACAUAGAAAUGAUGGCUCCAAAAAUAUAAACAAUGACGAGCAACUACAAUUGUUAGGAAGAACUGUCAGACAUAAAUUAAGGAUUUCAAGAAAUACAAUAUUCUUGACAGGUUUAAAGAUUUUAAGUAAAUACGGCUCCUCCCCAAGCAUUCUAGAGAUUGAAUAUCAGGAUGAGAUUGGUACUGGUUUAGGUCCAACAUUGGAAUUUUAUGCCACUUUAUCUAAAGAAUUUGCCAAGAAACCUUUGAAAAUGUGGCGUACCGAUGAUUAUGCUUCUAAAGUUGAAGAACAGGGAGACGAUACGGAUUAUAUUUCAGAGCUUUUAUUCCCUGCACCAAUAGAUUUAAAGGCUGACAAUGCCAAAUUACUUGAGCUUUUUGAAUUUUUAGGUACAUUUAUUGGGAGAUCGAUGCUCGAUUCAAGAAUUCUUGAUUUCAGAUUUAAUAAACUUUUCUUUGAAUUUACGCAUAAGAGAUAUAGGAAGAUGGAUUUGGUAGACACAUGUAAUGAUUUUGAAAGUCUAUGCACUAAACUUUCACUUGUUGACGCACAACUGUCACGAUCUCUGCACUAUCUCUAUGAAAAUAAAGGUGAUGAUGAUAAGAUUAGUUCAUUGACCUUAACAUUUGUGUUACCAGGAACUGACAUUGAAUUGAUUGAAAACGGAGCAAACAUCCUUGUUAAUAGCAUUAAUGUUGAAGAUUUCAUCGCGAAAGUUCUUUCUUAUGUAUUAGAUACUGGGAUAGUGCAACAAUUAGAUGCAUUCAUAAAGGGAUUCUCUAAAGUAUUCCCCUACGUUGGUCUUUUGUCGCUAAUGCCAGACGAAUUAGUUGAAUUAUUCGGUCGUGUUGAAGAAGAUUGGUCUCCCAAAACUUUAUAUAGUUGUAUUAGUGCAGAUCAUGGAUAUACCAUUGAUUCACCAACGAUACAUGAGUUGAUUGCAAUAAUGGCAGAUUUUGAUGGGCAAGAAAGAAGACUUUUUACACAAUUUUUGACUGGUUCACCUAAGUUACCUAUUGGAGGGUUCCGUGGUUUAAAGCCUAAGUUCACAGUUGUUUUGAAACAUGCGGAAUAUGAUUUAACCCCGGAUCAAUAUCUACCAAGUGUUAUGACCUGUGCAAAUUAUUUGAAACUACCUAAAUAUAGCGACCAACAAAUAAUGCGCUCGAGGCUAAAACAGGCAAUGGAAGAAGGUUCUGGGGCAUUCUUAUUAUCGUAG
Naumovozyma dairenensis CBS 421 is the source of this 4434-nucleotide messenger RNA. It is a transcript of the gene UFD4, whose product is annotated as putative ubiquitin-protein ligase UFD4. Lineage: Eukaryota; Fungi; Ascomycota; Saccharomycetes; Saccharomycetales; Saccharomycetaceae. Gene Ontology annotation, molecular function: ubiquitin protein ligase activity. The record is from RefSeq and is a predicted model, not a curated record. The coding region runs from base 1 to 4434 and encodes 1477 amino acids. The transcript has a single exon. Gene Ontology annotation, biological process: protein polyubiquitination; proteasome-mediated ubiquitin-dependent protein catabolic process. Gene Ontology annotation, cellular component: nuclear speck.